UUGCUGGUUCUCUUGGAUCCGAACCAAAUAUGAGAUUGCUGCUCGACUCCUCCUCAUCUCUCCUCUUCUCGCUGUUAUUGGCUCAGCUGCCUGUAUUCACGUCUGCCUCUCCAGUCCCUCAGCGGCGGCCCAAUGACAUGGAUAAACUGUCCAAUCAGACCAAAAAUCUAAUGAAGCUUACCCAAGAACUGCUGAAGGAGCAUGCAUUCGACUCAGACGUCGAGCCCCACAGGUUCAGGUCUCUGCCAGAAAUGAGCAACAGAUCAGCCAAUGACCUCAACAAUCUUGAGCUGAAGCCCACACUCUCUCAGCUGUAUGCUGACCUGAAGCUGUAUGAGCACCACUUUGAGUGGCUGAGCAGGGUUUCAAAGAAGCACCACCACCCCGCACUGCCCAAGCUGGGAGAGAUGAUCAAAGAAAUGAAAUCUCUCAUCAACAUGCUGCACCGUCAGAUGCUGAGGGUUGAAGCACCAAAGCUGACUCCGGCAACGCCCUCCCUCCCCCCUCAUCUCCCCUAUCAGUUUGACGUCCUGCAAUCAAGCCAUGAACUUCUCCAACACUUCAAGCUCUUUUGCGAUUGGGCGUACAGAGCGUUUCUCAGCCUUAAACCCAAAAUCUCUGCAGUUCAAUGAUAAUCCAUUAACUAAAAGGCUGCAGAGCCAGUGAGAAUGCAUGGAAUCCCACCUCAGCCAGAGGGAAAUCAGGACCAUGUCACCAGUGUGCACUGUAGUCAAAAGCAUCCCAUACGAGGCCCAGACAUCAACCAAUGACAUGUGUGUUGAAGAAUGUGUCUUUCCAUCAGAGCCAAAGAGGAUGCAUUAUACUGCAGCUAGAUACGACCAUCAAGAUUAAAGCAAACUAUCAGUUUAACUACGAUGAUCAUGAUUUCCUAAACUUUCCUAAAGGCCUUGUUCAUGACCAUGUUAUUUAUGUAUUUAUUUAUUUAUUGACUGUUAGUAAUUUAUUUAAUUUUAUUUAUUUGAAGUUGUAAUGUGUCACUCUCAUCUUUAUUUCUGUAUUAUCGUGAAUUUAUUUCCCCACAUCUUUGUAAUCUUUCUUUUUGUCUUGUGUCUCACUGAUCCUCAAGGAAAACACAGUAGCACUUCCUAAACCUAUAGCUCUGAUUAUGAUUUUUCUUACUUUAACUCACUUUACAUGGCAUUUGUGUAUUUAUUUAGCCAAUAAUUCUUCCAGUAGAUGUAGCAUACAUUUGGGACAGCCAAGGUUUUCACUGUCUCUCACUUAACAGUGCCCUUAAAGUAAACAUUUUAGAUGUUAGUGGAAACUUCGAACCAUAUUUAAUGUGCCUUGUGUUAAUUUAUCAAUUCAUGGCCUAUGACAUAAAUUGCAUUUAUGUGUAAUUGUCAGGAUGGUAGCCAAAGAGAAGUGAAUACUUUUUUUUUUUUUUUUUUUUGCCAGAGGCAGAGUGUCUAUUUUCAAUGCCUGUUUCUCGCGUUCUGCAUGAGGAGGCAUAUCUAAUGUUGUGGUAAAGUUGUUUGAAUGUGCCCUGUUGCUGAGCACUGAUGGACCUGAUUAGAUUCUUUGCACAAACUUGUUAGGAUUAGCCUCUUGGAUGAGUGAGAUGGCUGAUUUUGAACCUGUGCUUUGGGGUAGAAAAGUUUUUUUUUUUUUUUUUUCCUGUUUGUUUUGUUUGUUUUUUAAGUUAAACACCCAAAGCCUUAAAAUACUAUGUAUUGUGACACUAUGUUCUGUACAGGUGUACAUAAAUGUACAUGAAUGUAAAUUGCUGUAUUUUGUUUUUUUCUACAAUAUAAUGUAGAAUACUUUACCAAUUUAUCACUAUAAUUUUUGUUCAUUCCUAUUCUAGUAUUUGUUACAGUAUUGACUAUUUAUUUAAGUAACUUGGUGGAACUAUUUAUUUUAUGCUGCAAGGGAGCCAGUCUCCUAUCUUUUUGUACUUUUAUACAGUUUUUAUUCUUAUUUACUAUUAUUAUAUCAUUAUGUUUAAAUUAUUGUUGUAACAUCAAGAUGCCUCUUCCACACACUGAUUGGCCUCAAUGUGAAA
Molecule: messenger RNA, 2026 nt
Organism: Thunnus maccoyii (southern bluefin tuna)
Lineage: Eukaryota; Metazoa; Chordata; Actinopteri; Scombriformes; Scombridae
Gene: il11a
Product: interleukin 11a
Exons: 5
Coding region: 30-632 (200 amino acids)
Biological process (GO): positive regulation of MAPK cascade; positive regulation of cell population proliferation
Cellular component (GO): cytoplasm
Molecular function (GO): cytokine activity; growth factor activity
Source: RefSeq, a predicted model, not a curated record